Molecule: messenger RNA, 3129 nt
Organism: Magallana angulata
Lineage: Eukaryota; Metazoa; Mollusca; Bivalvia; Ostreida; Ostreidae
Product: galactoside alpha-(1,2)-fucosyltransferase 1-like
Exons: 2
Coding region: 282-1361 (359 amino acids)
Biological process (GO): carbohydrate metabolic process
Cellular component (GO): membrane
Molecular function (GO): galactoside 2-alpha-L-fucosyltransferase activity
Source: RefSeq, a predicted model, not a curated record
CACUGAAUGCAGAGUUUUCCUUCCUUUAUUUCGCCAUUAACAUCUUUUACUGCAACGAGUCUGAUCUGAGAAUGGAACCAGCCCACACCCACUAACUUCAGAUGCUUUUCCUGCAUGGAAAUACACACAGAUUACCGAGAAAGAAAAUGAAAUAGUUUGGAUAUCAUGUUCCUAAAGCUUGAGUUAUGUAAUGAAGAUUUCAACAAAAAAAUCAUAGCGAUGGUUAAGUGAUAUCAGAAUUGAGAAGUGGAUUUCGCAGUGAAGCGGUUUUAGUGGUGAAGAUGGUGAGUGGGGCCAAAUACUGCUGGUCGGUGGUUCCAGUGCGGAGGAAAUGUGGUGCCCUUCUCAUCCCUCUGUGUGUGUUGGUGGCUUUCACCUACUUCCUCGGUCAGAGUUACUUCCCCUUUUUACGUAUGAUCAAGUUGAGAGAAAAGUUAAACAACAGGUUUGUAAGUGAUCUUUACAGACUUCAACCACAAGUCGUUAUACUUCAGACAGAUUUCAAUAUAACAACGACUGUAUCCGUCACUCCAAAGAAUGGAACGGACGAUUCGGAGGCAUUUCGAAAUUCCCAUAUUAUGAUAAGCACCGGAAAUGGCCGUCUGGGUAACAAAAUGUUUGAGUUUGCUUCUCUGCUGGGAAUUGCCAAACGUCACAACUACAAACCCAUGAUUCUGCGAAGGAAUUCAUUGCUGCAGACGUUCGACAUCUCGCAAGUGACCGACAGACAACCAGUGAAUUUAAAAGGUCUCGGCGAAAGAGGCGCAGGUGUUUAUGACGUCUCCAUGGAAACAUUGAGUCAUGACAAAAAUUAUUCCUUAGGAGGAUUUUAUCAGAGUUGGAAAUAUUUUGAUUUCAUGAGUCAAGAAGUUCGGAACACGUUCAAAUUCAAGUCAAGCUUUCGAGACAAAGCCCAACAGGCUUUGACUUCUUUAAAUAUCGGCAGGAACUUAACCAUUGGUGUUCAUGUGCGGAGAGGUGACAUGAAUAGCAAGCGUGAACUAUCUCGGGGCUACAAUGUAGCCACAAGGGAAUAUUUCAUGAAAGCUUUCAAGUAUUUUAGAGACAAGUUCAAACACUUGCUUUUUCUAGUGGUAAGUGACGACUUAAACUGGUGUCGAAGCAAUAUAAAAGGCGACGACGUCCAAUUCGUGGCGACGGGGAGCGCAGGAAGUGACCUGGCCUUUCUUUCGCAGUGUAACCACAGCGUGAUAUCUACCGGGAGUUUCGGAUGGUGGGGAGCGUAUUUGACAGGUGGGGAGGUGGUGUAUUACCGGAACUUUCCGGCCAAUAACAGCUGGCUGAUAAAGCAGUAUAAUAGGACCGAGUAUUACCCAUUGCGCUGGAUCGGAAUGGAGUAAACGAAAAAAAAUACCAAACCAAUUUUUUUUUCCCAAGUCAUGUUGAAUUCCAAUAUUUUGCUGAGAAAUCCUGUCUUCAAUUUACCAAUUUACAUUUUCUUGUACACGUCAUUGAACGUUUCACUUACUAUUUUUGCUCUCUCUUAUAUAUACAAAAGGUUUUUACUUUUUAUUUUUCUUGAAUCACUAUACCAGUAUAUAUAGUAUAUUUAAACAUGUAAAGAUUUUUUAAUUAAGGCAAAUCUUCCUUAUAGUGUGAGGAGUUUGUUACAUGUAUUUGCCCACUUUUGAGCUUUCUUCUCAUUUAAACCCACAAUCUGAUAAAAAUUAGAUCUCUCUUACACUCCGAAAUUCUGAUCAUCGCUGUCAGAAUUUCAGAGUGUAACAAAAAUCUGAUUUUAAUUUGAUUGGUUAUACACACUGUGAUAAUUUACUGUUGAUUACAAAAACAGUUCUAUGACGGGCUGCAAUACAUGAACAACUGUGAAUAGGGUCAUUGUUUUGAAUGUUGAAGUGAUAAAAUGUAAAUGGGCUCAAUACUGCCAUGUUUGUUUUACCAAUGGCCAUGUUUGCCGUUGGGCAACUUACACACACAUGUAUAUAUAUAGUUUAGUUUAGUCAGCAUUGAUUUUUCUUUUUUACAAACAAGGUUUAAUGUAAUUAUGCAUUUCCCUUUUUAGAACGUAAAUAUAUCCUGAUAAUUCAUAGAGAGAAAAAAUCCAUGAGGUUUAUUCUGGUAUAUUAACGUUUUGAUCUGUCUUUAUCUGUGAUAAUAUUACGAAUCAAUUUUGAACAUAGCAUGUGCUACUUAAAAAAGAAUGGUUUUGAAAUUAUGUUGUUUUAAAGUGUAAAAUUGUAAAUAAUAUAAACAUUAGUAAUGGUAAUAAGGAAUCAUUCUUUAAAUAUUAUGAGGUGAUAAUUUCGGUCCAGCGGGCUUUAUUGGAUUUGACCACGCCCCAACCAAAAUAAUCACAUCAUAAUACUUUACGCAAAGAAUGAUUCCUUAUUCCUUAAAUAACAACAAAUGGGACAUAAUUGCGUUUAAGACUUCAAUUAACUGAAGUAAAGACCAGUUCAGGCAAAUUCUCAAAAACUUAAAAUAAUUAUAUUUGUAUCUAGUCUGUGGAAAUACAGUGUUUUUAAAGCUGUUCCAGAAUCAUGUUCACAUUUCUCAUAUACUAGUAUAAUACAUAUUUGACUAUCUAGAGACAAUGUAGACAUCAGUAGAUCUAUAUUUGAAUAUAUUUAGAUAGAAUUAUAAUCAGUUUUAUUUAAAAGUUUUUAAUUACCAGUAUUCUUAACCAAUUCAUUCAAAUCUUCCUCCAACACCAACAUCUAUUUAUAUUUCAUGAUUUAUACAUUAUGUUAUUUGAUACAGUUCCAAUUUAAGUUUUCAUUCCCUUGAUGUGAUGUCUAUAUAUUUUUAUACUGCGUAAGUAUCAAGUUUUUACUAUUAUACUAUACUAUUAUUAUUUACUAUUAUACUAUAAACAUUCCAGUUUUGUCCCCACUUUCUUUUAUUUAAAAGUUUAUCAAUGAACUAUACAUUCCAUAAUUGUGAAGUUAAACAAUUGUGAGUUAUUUUUAAGUGAUAUUGUACAGUUAUUAUCAAUGUUAUUAUCAAUGUAAUUUUUGUAUGUCCAUUGAUACACCAAUACAAGUUGAUAUUUCCAUGUGACCAUGUGUUGGGUUGAAUUUCAACAAUGAACUAUGCGUGGAUCCAGAGUUUUUUCCAGGGAGGAUAUGAGGGAUAUUUAAUUUGAGUUUU